AUACAUUUCUACUUCAAUGGCAUCACGUUUACAGUGACCUUGCUCAUCCUCCAGGUAGUCUCUUCGGACGCUGAUCUUCGUGCAUGCAUCACAGACUGCUGCUAACAAACUAGCAUUCAAACCGGAUGUUGACAACUUUAUUGCUUCUGACCAUACCCUAGGUCGAUGCUACACCACAUCGACUGCAAGAAACCUCCCAGAUCGCUGAAGCUCCAAGGUGCCAAAUUUCCCCGGUUUUUUUUCCCAACAAUGUACCACGUCCUGUUGAUGCUAGGUCCUCUACACGACGCAGUCCAUGCAUCCUCCUUAGUCGCUUACCGAUAUCAACCUUCUUACGCCACUACUCCAAGCCACAUACUACAUAGGACAAACGAGCCCGACAUCCAAUACAGAUCCCACCCUCUCAGCUGGACUGGAAACAUCCCCUCUGGCCUGAUGCGCAGGAGAGAUAGAUCAGACAUCGAGCUGCGAGAGCCACCUGUAGUCGAGGUACCAUGCGCAGCAAGCAAGCUUGUGUGUCUUCCCUCAAUUGUUCUAGCGGAACGUCAGCUGGAUGCAGGCCUCAAUUUUUUGAAUACCAAGCUCUACUACAUCCUUCGCCUCAAUGACUGCCAAGUCUGAAGUCUUCGAUAGCAGUAAGUCCGUCACUGAUUCGCCUCCUGCAUAUGACAACAUUUUACGUCUGCAUCAGCAGAUUUUGUCAAACGU
Molecule: messenger RNA, 708 nt
Organism: Suillus bovinus
Lineage: Eukaryota; Fungi; Basidiomycota; Agaricomycetes; Boletales; Suillaceae
Exons: 2
Coding region: 166-621 (151 amino acids)
Source: RefSeq, a predicted model, not a curated record